This is a messenger RNA of Cydia strobilella, 869 nucleotides long. Its product is annotated as serine protease 1-like. The transcript is spliced from 5 exons. Lineage: Eukaryota; Metazoa; Arthropoda; Insecta; Lepidoptera; Tortricidae. Gene Ontology annotation, molecular function: serine-type endopeptidase activity. The record is from RefSeq and is a predicted model, not a curated record. Gene Ontology annotation, biological process: proteolysis. The coding region runs from base 6 to 845 and encodes 279 amino acids.
UGAAGAUGGAACUUGUCGUGGUGUGUGCACUGGUUGGAUUGGUGUGUGGAAAAUCAGUGGAUUCUCAUGUAGAUUUGGACUAUCAUAACCAUGUUGGCAUUCCUGCUGCGAAGCGUAUUAAAGCCCAUGAGUUGGAAAUGCACAGAAGUAUCAGGAUUACUGGGGGUGCGCCGGCUGGGAUAGGACAAUAUCCGUUCUUUGGCGGUCUCCUAAUCACAAUGAUCGACGACUCCCAUUCUGUCUGCGGGUCCACAUUACUCAGCAACACCCGAGCAGUCACCGCCGCCCACUGCUGGCGAACCACCUUCUCCCAAGCCAAGCUCUUCACCGUCAUCUAUAACUCUAUCUUUCUGUUCUCUGGGGGUACUAGAGUCUCCACCAGCGAUGUUGAGUUGCAUGAGGACUACGAUGCGACCACGAUUUAUAAUGAUAUUGCUAUCAUUAAGCAUGCCUGGGUAGAUUUCAACAGUGCCAUACAUUCUAUCCCCAUCGCCAUUGGUGAAGACUCCUAUGUCGGCCAGUGGGCUCAGGCAAUAGGCUUCGGCAGAACCAGUGAUAGUCCUAUCAUCUCGCACGACCGCUUCCUCUCACACGUGUUCGUGCAAGUGAUGACUAAUGAGGAGUGCGAGCGGACCUACGGUCCCGCCGUCAUUAACUCAACCUUGUGCGUGGCUACGACGGGGGGGAGAAGCACCUGCAUUGGGGAUUCUGGAGGGCCGCUCGUGGUGGAUAAUAAGCUGAUCGGGGUGACCUCCUUCGGACACGCGGGCGACUGCACGCGCAACAACCCGACUGGCUUCUCGCGAGUCAACUGUUUUGCUGCCUGGAUCAAUGAUCGACUCUAAUUAUCGUCUCUAAAGUUUGCGGAC